ACCAAAAGCAUUGUACCUACCGAGUCGAGUGUCCACCCUCAAAAAGAAAAUGAAGGGGAAUUUCCACCAUUAAAGAAAACGUCGAACCAAAUCAAAGACAAAAAGCAAUAUUUUUCGCAAAUCUGAGCACUGAAGGGAAGGAAAACUGGUUUUUCCAAAUUGAAGCAGCGCAAAGGGAAGAAAAACAAUGGGGCAGGGGCCUUCGGGAGGAUUCAGCAAGGGAGGCGCACCAGGGGAGCGCAAGCAGGAUGACAAGAAAGAAAAGAAGUAUGAGCCGGCAGCACCGCCAUCGCGCGUUGGUAGAAAGCAGCGCAAGCAGAAGGGCCCUGAGGCGGCUGCGCGCCUCCCCACGGUAACCCCGCUCACAAAAUGCAAGCUGAGGCUUUUAAAGCUUGAGAGAAUCAAAGAUUACCUGCUGAUGGAAGAAGAGUUCGUGGCGAACCAGGAGCGCCUCAAACCGCAGGAGGAGAAGAACGAGGAAGACAGGUCAAAGGUCGACGAUUUGCGCGGCUCUCCCAUGAGCGUUGGGAAUCUAGAGGAGUUAAUUGAUGAAAAUCAUGCCAUCGUUUCGUCCUCCGUGGGGCCUGAGUAUUAUGUGGGGAUUUUGUCUUUUGUCGACAAGGACCAACUUGAGCCUGGCUGUGCGAUUCUCAUGCACAAUAAGGUUCUUUCUGUUGUUGGUCUUUUGCAAGAUGAGGUAGACCCCAUGGUGUCAGUGAUGAAGGUUGAGAAAGCACCGCUGGAGUCAUAUGCUGACAUUGGAGGUUUAGAUGCUCAAAUUCAAGAAAUUAAAGAAGCAGUGGAGCUUCCUUUGACCCAUCCUGAAUUAUAUGAAGAUAUUGGUAUAAAGCCUCCAAAGGGAGUUAUCCUCUAUGGAGAACCAGGAACAGGGAAAACUCUUCUUGCAAAGGCUGUGGCUAACUCCACUUCAGCAACAUUUUUGCGUGUUGUUGGAAGUGAACUUAUACAAAAGUAUUUAGGAGAUGGCCCGAAGUUGGUUAGAGAGCUAUUUCGAGUUGCUGAUGAUCUUUCUCCUUCAAUCGUUUUCAUUGAUGAAAUUGAUGCAGUUGGAACAAAGAGAUAUGAUGCACAUUCAGGUGGUGAACGUGAAAUUCAGCGAACUAUGUUGGAAUUGCUAAAUCAACUAGAUGGGUUCGAUUCAAGAGGUGAUGUGAAGGUUAUUCUGGCAACAAACCGAAUUGAUAGUCUUGACCCUGCUUUGUUACGUCCUGGAAGAAUAGAUCGAAAGAUUGAAUUUCCCCUACCGGACAUUAAAACGAGGAGGCGUAUAUUCCAGAUACAUACCUCAAGAAUGACCUUGGCAGAUGAUGUUAAUCUAGAAGAAUUCGUGAUGACUAAGGAUGAAUUUUCUGGGGCGGAUAUAAAAGCUAUAUGCACUGAAGCGGGAUUGCUUGCUUUGAGAGAAAGGCGUAUGAAGGUGACACAAGUUGACUUUAAGAAAGCAAAAGAGAAGGUUAUGUUCAAGAAGAAGGAAGGUGUUCCAGAGGGUCUGUACAUGUGAAAAAAUAUGCCAUUUUUGUUAUCAGCUGUUUUUAAGAUGAUAUAUUUAAGACUAUGUAUAUGGUACUUGUUAACAUUAUUUUCUGGAUAUGAUUCUAUUUUGCACUACAAUUAUUGGCAGCAAUGUCCAUAUGUAGUGUUUGGAUAAAGUGUUCAUAUUUGUAUGAAUUUUUGAACAUUAAGAUGAAGAUGCUCAAUCCUUGGAUUUUGGUUA
Molecule: messenger RNA, 1735 nt
Organism: Cryptomeria japonica (Japanese cedar)
Lineage: Eukaryota; Viridiplantae; Streptophyta; Pinopsida; Cupressales; Cupressaceae
Product: 26S proteasome regulatory subunit 4 homolog B
Exons: 6
Coding region: 188-1522 (444 amino acids)
Biological process (GO): proteasome-mediated ubiquitin-dependent protein catabolic process
Cellular component (GO): proteasome regulatory particle, base subcomplex
Molecular function (GO): proteasome-activating activity; ATP binding; ATP hydrolysis activity
Source: RefSeq, a predicted model, not a curated record